UUAAAACAGCAAUAAACCAUUAACAAAAUCUCAACCUAAGCCAGGCGAAAAUGUCGAAGAUCCACGUUGUUGUUCUUGUUGCUGCCGCAUCCGUCCUCAUGGCCGGAGUGCUGGCCCUGCCCUCGGACUCGGCCGAUGCCCAUGCUGAGAUUCGCAGCUUUGUCAACGAGCUGAAGCAGGAGGACGGCAGCUACAACUACCAGUUCGAGACGACCAACGGCAUUGCCCAGCAGGAGCAGGGAGUGGGCGGCUACUACGCCUCCGGCUCCUCCCAGUACUACAGUCCCGAGGGCCAGCUCAUCCAGCUGACCUACACGGCUGACGAGAAUGGCUUCCAGCCGAUGGGGGAUCAUUUGCCCACGCCGCCACCUAUCCCGGAGGCCAUUCUCAAGUCGCUGGAGUGGAUUCGCAACCAUCCAGAGGAGAACGAGGAGUACGAGCACCACGACCACCACGGUCACGGCCAUGGUCAGGGUGCCGAGCAGGGCAAACAGUAUCUGCAGCAGGCACAGGGACAGGGACAGCAGCAGCAGCUGCCAGUGGGCUCUCUGCACGCUCCAGCCUCGGCGCCGGCAGCAGCCUCUGGUCUUCCCUACGAUAGGAAGAUUUAAGUUAUUCACCAGCCCCCAGCUCGUGCCACAUGCCUCGUGCUCCCAUUCAUCUUGUCCACCGGGUGGCACUAGUGUGUGUGUGUGUGUGUGUGUGUGCGAGAGUGUGUGACACUGUCAUGUCAUGUCUGUUUGCAUAGUCAAAGCAUCCAGCAAACAGAACCAGCAUCCAAUACCAACACCAGCACCAGCACCAGAACAUCAGCUGAACUACAUCCUCAAAGUACACUCUCUCCGCACACACACACAAGCACACACACACAAACAUUGUAGUAUAGACACUCCCAUACAUCCACAUCAACAUCCACAUCAACAUCAUGCUCCCGCCUGCGUGUCCGUUGUCGGCUCGGCUGACGUUGACAUUUAU
This is a messenger RNA of Drosophila obscura, 975 nucleotides long. RefSeq names its product pupal cuticle protein Edg-78E (gene Cpr65Eb). The record is from RefSeq and is a predicted model, not a curated record. The transcript is spliced from 2 exons. Gene Ontology annotation, cellular component: chitin-based extracellular matrix. The coding region runs from base 51 to 611 and encodes 186 amino acids. Lineage: Eukaryota; Metazoa; Arthropoda; Insecta; Diptera; Drosophilidae. Gene Ontology annotation, molecular function: structural constituent of chitin-based larval cuticle.